AUGGUAAAACUUUUUCGAAAAUCAGCAUUAGAGCAAAUCACAUGUACCCAGGUGAUGAGGAUACAACAAGAUGCUAAACACUAACGCUAGACCAGUUAAAACAGGAAGUUUAUUUACAUGAGCUGAUACAGUGGGCAAGGUCGAAAAGCUCUAUGAAGGUGUUUCAAAGAGAGAUUAACCGUCCAAGACGCGAAGCUUUCCUUCAUCAUGUCAGAUGCUAAAGUUAAGGAAGAGUUAGGAGUUAGGAGAGAAGAAACAGAGGCUGAUGCAAUCAAGAUGACAGGACAGUCUCAAGUCUACACUGCAACCAGAGACACACUUUUUCAAAAGAAGAUAAAUCAUACUAGAACAAAUGCAUUGUCACUAGAAUGGGUAUUUGGGAAGAACCCUACUCUUCCUGCCUUCAGUCUGCAAGACCACAAUCAGCUGGUGGUCCUCUAUGCUGCAGCUCAUGUAGGGGUCAUCUGCAACCACACGACAAACUCCCAGCACAUACUUCAGGGUCACUGCAGCUCCAUCUCAUGUAUGUGUGUGAGUGAAGACAGACGCUGGAUUGCAACAGCAGACCAGGGACCUCAAAGCACAGUGAUGAUAUGGGACUCCUACUCUGGAAUUCCUGUGCAAACAUUGUUUGAUUGCCACCCCCAGGGGUGUGUCAUUGCAAUGGCAUUUUCAGGAGACAUGCAACAUCUGGUAACCCUUGGAGCUGAAGAAGUACAGUGUGUGUGUAUUUGGGAUUGGACAAAUGAAACAGAUAAGCCUUUAUGGUUUACUGAACUCGAUCCUAAACACGGUUUCCAAGUUUAUGUCAUUUUUAAUCCAAACGAUCGCACUCAGCUGCUCAGCAGCAGUGAAAGCCAGGUGUUAUUUUACAGAAGUUCUGGGGGAAGUCUGCAAUACUAUGCCCUGAAGGUUCAGAAGGAUUUUGAUGAAGCCACCCAGGGAGCUGAUGAUUCUGUAUUUACUUCUCCUGUCACCUAUCAAACUGUCAACAUAGCUGGCGGGUCACUGAGCCAGUCUGUGUUUCACUGGAGAAAACCUCAGAUCCUGACUGCGACUGCAGGAGGCAGUGUUCUGGUGUGGAAUCUGAUGGACGACUUUGCUGCAAACCAAAACCUCACCAAAAAAAGAAUCAGAGUCUGCAUCUGUCAGAAAGAACCAAUCACUGCUCUCACCGUAACUGACGGCUAUAUCGUGACUGGUGACACUAAAGGCCACAUCAAGUUUUAUGAUGACAAAUUCCGGAUUCUCAACCACUACAGUGAAUUCAAACUGGAUCCUAUUGUUUCCAUUUCCUUUUCCAAAGAUUGUACAGAGGGAUACUUGCAGGAAUGCUAUUUGGAGGCAAAACCAUUUAUCACCAGGAACUUUGUUGUGUCCACGGCCAGUUCCACAGUGGUACAUGUGAAUGCACAGAAACGCACCUCUCAAAUCCUGCUACAUGAGGAUUGUGAGCCUGUACAUGCAGUGGCCUGCCACCCCAAACAGCCGACUGUGGCCACAGGCAAUCAAAAGGGUCUUUUAAAAGUGUGGGACUAUAGCAGCAAAGUGAAGAUCUGCAGCAGGGUCUUUGAGACAGAGAAGCAGAUUCAGUGUAUCACUUUUGACCCACAAGGAUUAUACAUGGCAGUUGGCUUUGGCAGUGGAGCUGUUCACGUACUGAAUCCCAACACUUUACAAAGUGAUCCAGAGGAGGCUUUCCAUUACACUAAAGACAGCAUCCAGCACAUCACUUUCUCCUCAGACUCAAAGUAUCUUGCCACUGCGGAUGCUGGAAAAGCAGUGACGGUAUUCCGCUUGCAGACGAAUAAAGGAUCCCGGCCACGUUGGACAUAUAUGGGCAGAUACCGCUCCCACUACAAGCCAAUCACAGACCUUCUUUUUGGGGUUCACCUGGACAGCACCCAACCCAGACUGCUCUCUCUGGGAAUGGAUCGCAGACUGGUGGAGUAUGACCUGGAAAACAGCGAUGUGAAUAAGCUUCUCAUCCUAAGCUUGGAACGCAUAGAGCAAAUUGCUGUGCCAAUGUGCAUGACUUGGUAUCCUCCCCUCACUGCAGAGCAGUUUCUUCUCGUUGCCUCAGACCAGUACAAGAUGAAGCUUUUCAACAGCACUACCAAGAUGUGCAGAAAGACCCUUCUUGGCCCAACAUAUGGCUCUUCUGUUAAGAAAACAGUGGUCCUUCCCAUGUCUAAAGAACCUGAAACAAACUCAUAUUACCUGGCAUACAUCACAGAGGACAAGGUGGGUCUCCAGAUUUUGCCUCUGGAUGGGAACCCCUACAAGUCCAACGCUUUGAUCUGCCAUCCGACAGGGGUGUCCACUUUUGCCUGCUCCUACGACAGCAAAUUUGUCUUCACUGUAGGAGGAUCUGACUGCACUGUCCUGUCGUGGGAGAUAAGCUUAAAUGCAUUGGAGGCUGCAGCUGCUUUGGGAGGAAAGGACCUGAUGCCCUUUUACACUCUUUUAGAUGGAGGCAGAGAUGGCAAGUUCUACAGGGAGAUGGAGGACUUUUUCUAUUACUGCCAAGUCCGUCAUCAAGGCACUAACUCAGUCGAGAAACGACAGUUGUCCACCAAAAUCCCCCUGUCAGAGGUUCCCACUCUAAUGAGAGCUUUGGCCUACUUCCCUACUGAGCAAGAGAUAGAAGAUAUGCAUAACGAGGUUAAGUUCAGCAAAUAUGCAGAAACAGGAAAAUAUGUGACUGACAUCGACCUGGAGGAGUUUAUCAAACUGUAUGUCAACCACCGGCCAGCGUUCGGAAUCUCUAGCGAUGAGCUUGCUCAAGCUUUUCACAUCCUUGGUGACUCUGAUAAUACAGGACAGCCUGUUCUGCAGAGACAUGAACUGCUAGAACUUUUACAGGCUCGAGGAGAACACAUGACAGAGGAAGAGGUGGCCGAGUGUUUCACAACACUUUUAGGCCUCGGUGAAGAGGAAGAAGAAGAAGCAGGAGGAGGAGGAAGGGAACAUUCUGAGCCUGACAUUUAUAAAUCUGACAGAGAUACAGAGUAUUCACUGGAGUGUGCGAUCCCAGAUGAGGUGUCCAUUGAGACGUUUACAGGUCACAUCCUGGGCUUCCCGUCCUCCGGUGAGCAGAGUGGCGGGACUUCUUUUUCAAAGUGAUUAAAAGCAAACUGUCUGCUCCUCUAAGAAGUUGUGUUGAUGGAAU
This is a messenger RNA of Centropristis striata (black sea bass), 3172 nucleotides long. It is a transcript of the gene cfap251, whose product is annotated as cilia and flagella associated protein 251. The record is from RefSeq and is a predicted model, not a curated record. NCBI's taxonomy places the organism in Eukaryota, Metazoa, Chordata, Actinopteri, Perciformes, Serranidae. Gene Ontology annotation, cellular component: sperm flagellum. Gene Ontology annotation, molecular function: protein binding.